Sander lucioperca (pikeperch) is the source of this 2379-nucleotide messenger RNA. RefSeq names its product arf-GAP with dual PH domain-containing protein 1-like. Gene Ontology annotation, cellular component: plasma membrane; intracellular membrane-bounded organelle. Bases 358 to 1491 code for a protein of 377 amino acids. The record is from RefSeq and is a predicted model, not a curated record. Lineage: Eukaryota; Metazoa; Chordata; Actinopteri; Perciformes; Percidae. Gene Ontology annotation, molecular function: GTPase activator activity; phosphatidylinositol bisphosphate binding. Gene Ontology annotation, biological process: positive regulation of GTPase activity. The transcript is spliced from 11 exons.
GUCCACGCACUGAGUUGUUGAAGGAGGGGUAAAUGUCAUCGCUGGGAGUGUCGCGAGCGCGUCUCAUACCCUCACAAUGACCGCUGGAGGUCUCACUCCAGAGAAAGACAAGACUUACAUGCAUUUAUUGUUGCAUCUAUAUGGGUUUACAACAUCUGAUCUGCACUAGACUGACAAUGCUCCACUAUUCAGCCACUCUCCGCUAAAAAACGACAGCCUUCUCCCGAGUUGUUGAGGCGCGUUAACUUUUAACAAAUUCAGUCCAGCACGUCCCGGCGGUAAUCUUACUUUCGAUGCAUGAGCGUUUGAGGUUGUCAGCCGCUGAGCAGGCAGCAUCUGGGCUGAAUCAUUUGCGUUAUGGCUUCGGAUCAAGAAAACAACAGGCAGCGUUUGAAACAGCUUCUGGGGAAACCUGGGAAUGGAAACUGUGCCGACUGCGGGGCUGCAGAUCCGGAGUGGGCAUCCUACACCCUGGGAGUGUUUGUGUGUCUCAGCUGCUCCGGCCUUCAUAGAAACAUUGCUCAGAUCAGCAAGGUGAAAUCUAUCCUGCUGGAUCCCUGGAGUUCCACUGAGGUGGAGUUUAUGGACUCUGUGGGCAACAAUGCUGCCAAGGCCAAAUAUGAACAGAUAGUUCCUGCCUUCUACUACCGACCUACACACAAAGACUGCAUACUCCUGCGGGAACAAUGGAUCCGAGCCAAGUACGAGAGGAAGGAGUUCUUGUGUGUAGAGAGGCAGGAGCCCUACUCGGCAGGCUACAGAGAGGGGUUUCUAUGGAAACGAGGCCGAGACAAAGGACAGUACCUCAGCCGAAAAUUUAUUCUGUCCGAACGGGAAGGUGUUUUGAAGUACUUCAACAAGCACGAUGCCAGAGAGCCUAAAACAAUAAUGAGGAUCAAUACUUUGAAUGCCACUUUCCAACCAACAAAAAUCGGUACUGCCCACGGCCUGCAGAUAACCCAUUUGAAGGACAACAGCACUAGGAAUAUCUUUGUUUACCAGGAGGAUGGAAAGGAAAUGGUGGACUGGUUCAACGCCAUCAGAGCAGCCAGGUUUCACUACAUGCAGGUGGCUUUUCCUGGAGCUUCCACCUCUGAAUUGUUGCCAAAGCUAACCAGGAACUACAUAAAGGAGGGUUACAUGGAGAAGACUGGUCCAAAGCACACAGAGGGCUUCAAGAAGAGAUGGUUCACGUUGGAUGACAGGAGGCUCAUGUACUUCAAAGAUCCACUGGAUGCCUAUGCACGAGGCGAGGUGUUCAUUGGGAGCAGGGAAAACAGCUACACCACACUGCCUGGCCUCCCCCCGAACAUUCAGGGCUACCAUUGGCAGUUUGGAAUUACCAUAGUGACCCCAGACAGGAAGUUUCUACUUGUGUGCGAGACUGAAGAGGAUCAGAAAGAUUGGAUCGCUGCAUUACAGACUGUUAUCAACAGACCAAUGCUGCCCCAGGAGUAUGCAGUGGAGGCCUAUUUUAAGCACAAACCAUGACUGACUUAGUGUUUGAAGACCUGUUGGUGCACAGAGUGGAGCUGGAAGAAGAGAAGAACCUCAGAUAUGUACUUGAUAUCUCAUAAUGGUUAGUCUUUAUAAAGAGUUAAGGAUGACAGAGAAAAAGACCUAAAGGUGAGACAUCCCACUGUGACUCCUUUAGUCUACCUGCCAUCCUGCUCAACGUUAUGUGCCAGACCCAUUUCUUACGGAGUCCGAAUCACUCCUAAGCUCAUGAAUGUUAACCCAUCUAAAUAUUUAUGAGAAUACCAUAUUUGGAAGAAAAGCUCUUGUUCCAAAUAGAGCCAUAUUCACAGCGUAGUUAAGGGCCCAUAGAAUAGCACUUGGGCCAUUUUCAGCCCAACCAAUGUUACAUACCCUAUUAGGAGACCUUAAGGAACAGUGUGAAAUACCCUAUAUAAUCAUUCUAUCACCCCUUUAAUGUCAGUAGGAAGGAAUAAUAUACAUGGUCUGUGGAUACUCACAUUUAUUUCCAUUAAUAAGUACAAUGGUAUUUAAUUCUCAAUGUAUUUAUUUUAACUGUCCAAUUUGCUGUUAUAUUGCCAAGUACUGCAGGUAUAAUUCUUUUUUAAUAAUUAUUUUUGCUUCGUUUGUACAAAUUCAAGCAGCUGAAUGUAAACCGCUUUGUGUACUUUUUAUUAUCACAUUUAAGAAUUUGCUUGCAUUACUUUGUUUCUCCUUUUUGUAAAACUGUAUACAAAUUGUGAUCCAAUUUAGCAUUUACUUUCCUUAUUAAUCCAGAAGAGGGAGACAGAGGAAAGCUUUUAAAUUUACUAUUACUCGCAUGCACUGAACUCACUGUGGAGUUGUAUAUGAGAAUCUGUGUAAGUGAAACUGAAAUGUCGUCUAUUAAAAGGGUAAAAGCCA